AUGGACACCCGGGCCGACACAACCGCCGCACAGACCACACGUCUUCGGGCACUCGUAUUGGACACACGUUUGUACGCACUAUCGGUGCCGAAGCGCACCAUCGCUGGCCAUCCUAUCCACUCAUCCAAUGUGGACACCAAUGCCGUCAACACUAUCGCGGAUCUAAAACGCCGACUGUUUUGGCCGUCAAUUACUGCCGAUCCGGUGGCCAGUGAUGUGUAUUUGGGACACCGUUUAGUGGCCGACAAUCAACCCAUACGUGUGUUGCGGGACAAAGACUUUGUGGUGAUCGGCGACCGCCGAUGGCGUCAGUAUUACGAGCGCCGAAGAGGUAAACAGUCGGCGAAUGAGCGGCCAAUUAAUGGCACCAAAACGGCCGCAACCGGUGAUAGCGGUAGUGGUGUCGCGACGUGUGGCCAGAGAGCGGUCACCAUUGGGUUGGCCUUCAAAGCCGAACGCGAUCGAUUGGCGGACAGCGUGUCGAUGUUGGACGAGAAGAUCGAAUUGAUCCAGAAGUCGAUUACCAUCUCAGCGGACACACCGACCGCCGAUCAAUACGUUGAAUUGAGUGACGGUCUAAAUGUGGUCAAAAUGAUUGGAUCCGUGAAUCGGGCGCUCGUCUCGCUGUCGGACAUAGGGGUGGCCGACACGCCAGGGAUGUCUUCCGAUGAGACACAAAUGGUCGGCAAUUUGAUCCAAUCGUCUGAAAUGGUGCGCCAAUCGUUGGCCGCAAUAGUGGACACUUGGAUGGCUAUGAAACGCGUCAAAAAACAGCACGUCUUGGAUGUGAUGAUUAAAAUGAAAAAGAUUAGCGAAUGUAUGGAACAGUUGUGGAACUCGAAGAACUUUUUUAAAGACAUCGCUUGCAUUGAAUGUCAGACAUUGAGCGCAAAAGACAAUUGUAACGAUAAAUGUGAGACGAAUGUCCCGAUAGUGGCCAACGUGUCGUCACUGUCCAAACAGGUGCCAACGUAUUGGCCAUCUGUCAGAUUGGGUGGCAAAUGGAUGUGUUGUCUUUGCGACCAACUGUUGCCGCACUGGAAAGCUGUUCAAAGUCACCAAAAACCGUUGCGUUGCCGCGGGUUUGGCGCUAUGACAGUGACGGACAACAACUGCUCCAUUGUUUUACAUGAAUGGUUUGAAUAUCUAAUCACUGAAACACGCGUUAAAACCCAUUCAUUGGCCACCGAAUCACCGAAAGCUAACCUCCAAUCGGACCAAUCAGACACCGCUAUGGACUUCGGGAAGCUAUCGGCCGCCGCGUGUCCACCACUUCUGCCACCGCCGGACACAAUACGUCUGAAACUACUCGUAUUCGACGCCCAGCUGUACAUCAUAUCGUUGCCGAAGACACGGGAGGGCUAUAUCGGUCACGUGGACGCCGACAUUCACGCCGAGGCCAUCGCCAGCACUAUUCCCGGUAUGUCUGCGGCCGAUAUCGAUACGCAAGCGCUGCCAAUACUG
Molecule: messenger RNA, 1464 nt
Organism: Medioppia subpectinata
Lineage: Eukaryota; Metazoa; Arthropoda; Arachnida; Sarcoptiformes; Oppiidae
Source: the annotation of a GenBank genome assembly